Messenger RNA from Symbiodinium pilosum, 402 nucleotides. Lineage: Eukaryota; Dinophyceae; Suessiales; Symbiodiniaceae. The record is from the annotation of a GenBank genome assembly.
GUGUUCAUCGCCAUUGUGUUGUUACUUCUAUGGUCUACAAAUGUUUCGCCGCAGUACAACUUAGUGGAGCUGUUCUCUGGCGAGGGAUGCAUAGCACGUGUCUACAGGGAAUCUGGUCUGUCUGCGGUUGAAUAUGAUUUCAUCCACGGCCGAUCCAUGAACUUUCAUUCGCCAUCUGGGCUAACGCUUCUCUUGAUUCUCUGCACAUCAAUGCAAGUGCUGUGGAUUGUGGAGCAACCGGGAUCUUCGCAGUCGGUGUUUUCCCGGCAUUGGAGAUUUGAAAAGUUCUGCAACCAUAUUUGUUGGGAAGCUUGCCUGAAAUUGUUGUGGGGGCUGGCCACGAAUGUGUUGACCAAAGAUGAGCGGCUUGCACGCACAAGUGUGAGGACCACCCGAAGCUGA